GAAAUAAUGGAGUUGUUAUAUAAAAAGAGAGUACCCUUUUGGACAUAUGUCACUUGCUGUAAAACAAAAGUGCAAUGCAGAGGCACAAACCCACUUGGACUUAGCCCUCUCACAACUUGCAAAAAUUUCCAAACCCUAAACUAAAACUAAAAAACAACAAAAGCGCCAACAAAACCUUUCCCUCCCUCUCUAUAGAUCUCGCCUCGCCUGACCUCUCAGUUAAUGCAUUUUCACACCUCCACAAACAUUGCUCCCUCUUGACUUUGCAUGAUCCUACUCCACAAUGGCCUCCGCCUGCGUAAACAACAUCACCAUGUCCCCGGACAAAUUCCCUCCGGCCACUUAUCCGUCUUACGGCUGGCUAAGUCCUCGAAUCUCUUUCAGCCGUGAAGAGGAUACUUCUUCAAAGCAACCUGGAUCUUCUAAGAUCGAUCCUCAAGCUGAAGAUCCGUUAGAUCCUGUUGACUUCGAGUUCCGUCUUGACGAUCCUGUUACUAUGCUUCCUGCGGACGAGUUAUUCUCCGACGGGAAGCUUGUGCCGUUGCAAGUGAACAAUAUUAAGGCUGCUGUUAAUAGUGGCUUAAGUGAGAUGAGGUCGCCCGAAACGACGACGGCUAAAUCAUGUCGUAGUAGAAUAAUGGAGAUGGAAAUAUCUGGUACUGAUCCUUACUUGUUUUCUCCUAAAGCUCCUAGGUGUUCGAGUCGCUGGAAAGAGUUGCUAGGUUUGAAAAAGCUUUACCAAAAUGCUAAUUCUUCUAAAGCUGAAAACCAUAAAACGGCGUCGUUGUCUUCCUCUAACCCCAACCCUAACCCAAAAUCGUUGAAGCAUUUCUUGCAUAGGAGUUCUAAAUCUUGCAGUUGUAACUCUUCUUCAACUUCAGAUCACUCCCUGAGUCUACCAUUGUUAAAAGACUCAGACUGCGAGUCUGUUUCCAUUUCAUCUUCGCGAUUAUCACUUUCUUCCUCAUCUUCUGGCCACGACCACGAGGAUCUCCCUAGACUCUCUCUUGAUUCAGAGAAACCAAACCCGAACACCAACCCAAACCCAAACCCGUUUGUUCUCAAUCGAAAUCCGAACCAGAAUCCUCCACGAAUGAGAAUGGUGAAGCCCAGGUCGGAGAUUAAUAAUGCUAAUGGGAAUAGCAGCAAUAAUCCAGCGGCUGGGAAUCGAGUGGGGAGGAGCCCGAUGCGGAGGUCAGCAGAGGAUCAAUCGAGCAGAGGUGUAUCGGUGGACAGCCCAAGAAUGAAUUCUUCAGGGAAGAUAGUGUUUCAGAGUUUGGAAAGGAGUUCUAGCAGUCCGAGUAGCUUUAACGGAGGUCCAAGAUUUAAACAUAGAGGAAUGGAGAGGUCGUAUUCAGCUAACGUUAGAGUCACUCCCGUUCUCAAUGUCCCAGUCUGUUCACUUAGAGGAACUUCCAAGUCUUUUGGCUUUGGUCAGCUGUUUUCUUCGUCGCCCCAAAAAAGAGAAUCUAGUAACAAAGCGCAGUUACAGCAGCAGCACAGUAAUAGCAGGAAUCGAACAUGAAAGGGUAACUACUACUGGUACAACAACAACAACAGUAACAUUUAUCAAUUUUAGCGGUUGGUUAUUGUGCUAUUCUUAGAUUUUCUGUUCUGGGCUUUUGUUCAAAAUUUUCUGUUCUUCAAGAUGAGGGGAAAAAAAGAGAAGAAGAAAAGAAAUUAAUGGCGACAUGGACAUUUAGGGAUGUAUGUAUAUAAGCAGUAGAGAGUCUUUUCAUUCUAUUGUUAUGGUUGCUUAUGUCGUUCCGUUUUCUUUCUUUCUUUCUAUUGUAGCUUUUUCAUUGUUCUUCUGAUCUAACCAGCUAAUUCUGUAGUUUUUUCUUUCUCGACUGAAAGAUAUGGAAUCUCUCUGGUUUUUGUUUGAUUGGUAA
This is a messenger RNA of Ricinus communis (castor bean), 1892 nucleotides long. RefSeq names its product homeobox protein 9. NCBI's taxonomy places the organism in Eukaryota, Viridiplantae, Streptophyta, Magnoliopsida, Malpighiales, Euphorbiaceae. The transcript has a single exon. The coding region runs from base 284 to 1525 and encodes 413 amino acids. The record is from RefSeq and is a predicted model, not a curated record.